AUGGAUGCAAAGUCCGAACCGAUGGUUCUGUGCAGAAUGAUAUCUCCCAUGUCGUACGUUGGUGGCGGUAUAAUAGUGGAACCACUGAAAUCUGUUAAGAUUGUGGAAGGAAACGCAACAUCCACCUUAAAACUAUCGUUCAGCUCACCGAGCGACAAUCUCAAUUCGCUACUGGAGAAGUUAGUGUACCGCAGCAUUGUUUACGACAUUGACAUCCGGGAUACCGUGGAAGUAAAACUGAUCGAUUUCAAUGUCGUCAUACAUAUUCAUGUACGCAAGAAGCCUCGUCCCAGGCUUUACAACUUGCAACAAAUGGACGAUAUCAGUAGAAAGGUAACUAUAGUAACAAAGACAUUUGAGCGUUACAACUGCAUAGAGACCCUCGUUCGCAGCGUGAAUACAUAUUAUCCUGACAUGCAGAUAAUAGUUGCCGACGAUUCAGAAGAACCACAGACAAUUGACGGGUUAAAUGUACUACAAUACAUCAUGCCAUAUAAGGAAGGAUGGUUCGCUGGUCGCAACCUCGUUCUGAGUCAAGUAAAAACAAAAUAUUUUGUGUGGGUGGACGAUGAUUUCAUUUUUACUGCUGACACAAAGUUAGAAAAUUUUGUCGAAAAAUUAGAGGACCCUCGAGUAAACUUGGACAUGAUCGGUGCGUUCUUCGAGGAUGUAAAUGGAACCAAAUAUAUCCAGAAUAUGUUCUUUAAAACAGUUGAGAUAGUUCCCGGGGACGAGGAUGGAAAUUGCAUGGCUAGGGGCCAGGGGUUUCAAAGAAAUAUUGAAGAGUACCCGCAAUGCAUGCUGGUUGAUUUGGUUACGAAUUUUUUUAUGGCGAAAACCCAGACAAUUAGGGCAAUAGGUUUCGACCCAGAAUUCGAGCGUGUCGGUCAUACAGAAUUCUUUCUUGAUGGGUUUGGCAGGAUGAGGGUAGCAAGUUGUAAGGAUGUGUUUAUACUUCAUAAAAGCGAAAACAGCGUGAAGUAUUCCAAGUUCAGACGCGGGUCUGUUGGUAGUCACAUUGACCUCGUGUAUGGCCAUGAACAAUACGUAAUGUUUAAAAACAAUUUAAAAUGUUAUCGUCUAGGAUGA
Molecule: messenger RNA, 1089 nt
Organism: Saccoglossus kowalevskii
Lineage: Eukaryota; Metazoa; Hemichordata; Enteropneusta; Harrimaniidae
Product: beta-1,4 N-acetylgalactosaminyltransferase 1-like
Source: RefSeq, a predicted model, not a curated record